CCCCCACCACGUCUGCCAGGAAGCUGGUACACUGAACACCAGGACUUGGUCUGUUUCUGGGGCAGUGUGGGAUGUCUGAGGAGGUGGAGUCUUCCUGUCAAUAUAAGGCCCCGAUCACUUCCUCUCUUCCUGCUGAGCUUGCACCACACUGUAUCCGCCCAACAUGCCACCUUACACCAUCGUCUAUUUCCCUUCCCGAGGAUGCUCUGAGAGUAGAUCUCUUCGCUGUGUCCUCAUCCUGCACCCCCAUACAGGGCGCUGUGAGGUUAUGCGCAUGCUUCUAGCUGACCAGGGCCAGAGCUGGAAGGAGGAGGUGGUGACCUUGGAUGUUUGGGAGCAAGGCACAUUCAAGGCUUCCUGUUUGUUUGGACAGAUCCCCAAGUUCCAGGAUGGAGAGCUCACCCUGUACCAAUCCAAUACUAUCCUACGGCACCUGGGCCGCUCCUUCGGGCUCUAUGGCAAAGACCAACAAGAGGCAGCACUGGUGGACAUGGUGAACGAUGGACUGGAAGACCUAUUCAGACGCAUUGCCCGGCAGUAUCGCCAUAUCCUGAAGGAGGGCAAGGACCAGUAUCAGAAGGAGCUUCCGGGACACCUGAAGCCAUUUGAAACUCUCCUGGCCCAGAACAGGGGUGGCCAGUCCUUCAUUGUUGGUGACCAGAUCUCUUUCGCGGACUACCGCCUGCUGGACGUGCUUCUGAAUCUCGAGCUCCUGUUUCCUGGUUACUUGAAUGACUUUCCCCUGUUCUCCGCCUAUGUGGCGCGCCUCAAAUCCCGACCCAAGCUCAAGGCCUUCCUGGAGUCUCCUGAGCAUGUGAACCGGCCCCUGGCUGCUUGCAUAAAGAUGUGAGUCCACCUGCCUCCCCCAGCCCCCACCCCAGACCAAUAAAACUGAUGGCAGGAGCCAGUG
Mus musculus (house mouse) is the source of this 910-nucleotide messenger RNA. RefSeq names its product glutathione S-transferase pi 3 (gene Gstp3). The record is from RefSeq and is a predicted model, not a curated record. Gene Ontology annotation, molecular function: glutathione transferase activity. Gene Ontology annotation, biological process: cellular oxidant detoxification; glutathione metabolic process. NCBI's taxonomy places the organism in Eukaryota, Metazoa, Chordata, Mammalia, Rodentia, Muridae. The transcript is spliced from 7 exons. The coding region runs from base 164 to 850 and encodes 228 amino acids.